This is a messenger RNA of Coniophora puteana RWD-64-598 SS2, 1074 nucleotides long. RefSeq lists its product as uncharacterized. The transcript has a single exon. Bases 1 to 1074 code for a protein of 357 amino acids. Gene Ontology annotation, molecular function: acyltransferase activity, transferring groups other than amino-acyl groups. The record is from RefSeq and is a predicted model, not a curated record. Lineage: Eukaryota; Fungi; Basidiomycota; Agaricomycetes; Boletales; Coniophoraceae.
AUGACCUCACCUGUUGCUCUGCACGAGGUAGACCUCACUUCAGAAACGACGCUCUCAGCGGUAAUAGAGCUUCUGCGGCCCCACGCCCCCUACAGCCUCGCAGCGCUCGGCGGCAUCCUCAACUCGCGCGACCGAACGGUCGCCCUGCCGCUCUCACCUCCUACCGUGCAGAUGUGGCUCACCGCGCCUCUCUCCGAUCUGCAUCCAGGCACACCAACACUCUUCUCCGCCGUCGUCUUCCUCCCCGUCAGCCACCAGUUCCGCUUCGUCUGCUCCGCAGAGUCCUCGCCCUCGUCUGAGGCGGUAGCCCCGUCAGCGGAGGAGCAAGCGCACGUUCUCGCCGCGUUCCACGCGCUCCUGCAGCUCGCGGCGGCGCACAGGCCAACGUACGACGCGGAUCUGAUGCCGACCAAGGUGCUGCACGCGCCUGAGGCCAAGGGGACAGACGCGCCGCCGAUGGUGCUCGUCGGGUGCGUCAACGCGCGGUGGAGCGCGUGUCUCCAGCCCCUUGCGGAGAGCCAGAAUCCGUCCGUGAGGCAGAUCAGGCCUGCCCUCGCGCCUGAGGCAAGGUCGGGCGUCACCGGUCAAGACCAUCCGGCGGCGCUCCCGCUGAGUGAAAGUUGGACGAUCUCGAAGAUCGAGGAGAGGGACGUUGAUGCGGUGCGGAGCACGUCGCAUAUCCCGAGGUCGAGGGAGUAUUUGCUGUCUCGAUCGGCCACCUCGGUCUGCAUACGGGACGAGGCGGCGAGUCCGCCUGGGAGAGCGAUAUCGUGGGGGCUGCUUCAUGCCGACGGGAGCAUCGGCGCGCUGUACGUGGAUCCCGAUUACCGCAGGCGGGGCCUCGCCAAGUUCGUGGUGAAGGAGCUGGUGAGGAAGCUGGAUGUCAGGUUCCCGGACUCGCCGCUCGCCAGUGGGGACGAGGGCGGCGGUGCGCUCGGGUGGAACUGGACCGAGGCGGACGUUUGGAACGAGGAGAGUCAGAAGCUGCUUUUGAGCUUGGAGGGAUGGAGGUACGGGUGGAUGGUACACUGGACAUACAUACGGGGUGACCGUGCUAUGAAGAAACUUUCUUAG